GCUCCUUUCUAGUCCCUCUUUUGUCCCUUCCUUUUUGUUAGCCUUUGCUCUGUCAACUUCAGUCCUUCUCUCCCAGAUAUCUCUCUGAUAUCCUCUCUCUCUCUCUCUCUCUCUCUCUCUCUCUCUCUCUCUCUCUCUCUCCAUGUGGGCUGCUGUCCCUUCCCCCUUCUCUCCCCUCUUUAUAAUUCCCACAUCCAUCUCAACACCACCUACCAGCUCAAAACCCUCUCUCAUCUUUCUUGUUAAUUUACAAAUUAAUUGUGAGUAGUAGUGUUCUUGAACAUGGAACCUCAUCAACAAGCCCAGCAGCAGCAGCAGCAAGCAAAUGAUCAAGAAGGUGGCGGGAAAAGCAGUAGCUUUCUGUGCAGGCAGAGCAGUACGAGGUGGACUCCGACCACUGACCAGAUAAGAAUCUUGAAGGAUCUUUAUUACAACAAUGGGGUUAGGUCUCCAACUGCCGAACAGAUUCAGAGGAUCUCUGCUAAGCUGAGGCAGUACGGUAAGAUUGAGGGCAAGAACGUGUUCUACUGGUUCCAAAACCACAAAGCCCGUGAGAGGCAGAAGAAGCGGUUCACUGCUGACAUCCCCAUGCACCGCUCUAAUGCCACUUCUCACUGGAAAAAUGAACCUGAUCAUCAGUUUCUCUCUCCUAUCUACAACAAGCUUUCUAACAUUACUGCCCCUCCUCCUCCUGGUAAUAAUUUCCCAUCUUCUUCGGCUUCUUCAGCUGCUGGUUUGCUGAGUGUGGGGAACUAUGGUUAUGGAUCCGUGGCAAUGGAGAAGAGCUUUCGGGAGUGCUCCAUAACCCCAAGUAGCAAUGGUGGUGGUCAGAAUUUUGCAUGGAUAGGUGUUGAUCCAUACUCUUCAGCCUACCCUUUUCUUGAAAAGAGAAAAUACGCCUCUAAUAAUGCUCAUCAAACCCUAGAACUGGAGGAGGAGGAAGACGACGAUGCCCCACCGGAGAUCGAAACCCUUCCACUAUUUCCCAUGCACGGCGACGCCAUCAAGCAAGAAAACGAUUACUACAACGGCUGGCGCCACCGUUCUGAUGAGGACGGUGCCACGGCUGGCGGUGCUAGGGCUUCCCUGGAACUCAGCCUCAACUCCUAUGCUGCCAGAUUCCCUACUCCCCCUUGAAUAGUUUUAGGGAAUACAUAUGCAAUAAUUGUAUAAUUAAUAUUCACCCUCUCCUUAAUUUUAGCACUCUUAUAAUGAUCUAUAUGAUAUAAUGAUGUGUAAUUAAUUAACUCGUGUUAAGUUGAGGGAGAUGCUCAAA
This is a messenger RNA of Sesamum indicum (sesame), 1276 nucleotides long. It is a transcript of the gene WUS, whose product is annotated as Homeodomain-like superfamily protein. The record is from RefSeq and is a predicted model, not a curated record. Gene Ontology annotation, molecular function: DNA-binding transcription factor activity; DNA binding. Gene Ontology annotation, biological process: plant organ development. Lineage: Eukaryota; Viridiplantae; Streptophyta; Magnoliopsida; Lamiales; Pedaliaceae.